This is a messenger RNA of Austrofundulus limnaeus, 3762 nucleotides long. It is a transcript of the gene kat2a, whose product is annotated as K(lysine) acetyltransferase 2A. Gene Ontology annotation, cellular component: ATAC complex; nucleus. The transcript is spliced from 18 exons. The record is from RefSeq and is a predicted model, not a curated record. The coding region runs from base 31 to 2424 and encodes 797 amino acids. Gene Ontology annotation, molecular function: protein binding; histone H3 acetyltransferase activity. Gene Ontology annotation, biological process: positive regulation of transcription by RNA polymerase II; chromatin remodeling. NCBI's taxonomy places the organism in Eukaryota, Metazoa, Chordata, Actinopteri, Cyprinodontiformes, Rivulidae.
GGAAGUAGCAGAAGCAGCAGCAGCGUGGAUAUGUCGGACCCGGCGACGCAGGCCCUACAACCCCGGCUUCUCCAAGCCCAGUCCACCGGGUCAGCGGGGUCCGGUUCUGCUGCGAUAGGCUCCGGGCCGGGGAGCAGCGACCCGGCCAGACCAGGACUCAGUCAGCAGCAACGUGCGAGCCAGAAGAAAGCUCAAGUCCGAGCUUUCCCACGGGCGAAAAAGCUCGAGAAACUUGGCGUAUUCUCCGCAUGCAAGGCCAGUGACACAUGCAAGUGCAAUGGAUGGAAAAACCCAAACCCACCCUCAGCUCCACGUAUGGAUCUGCAGCAGCAAGCAGCCAGUCUGAGCGAGCCCUGCCGCAGCUGUGGACAUGCUCUGGCUGAUCACGUGUCUCACCUGGAGAACGUGUCUGAGGAUGAGAUCAACAGGCUGUUAGGGAUGGUGGUCGACGUGGAGAACCUCUUCAUGUCCGUGCACAAAGAGGAGGACACCGAUACAAAGCAGGUUUACUUCUACCUUUUCAAGCUCCUGAGGAAAUGCAUCCUCCAGAUGAGCCAGCCGGUUGUAGAGGGGUCCCUUGGAAGCCCACCGUUUCAAAAGCCCAACAUUGAGCAGGGGGUUUUGAAUUUUGUUCAGUACAAGUUCAGCCACCUCGCACCAAAGGAGAGGCAGACCAUGUUCGAACUGUCAAAGAUGUUCCUUCUGUGUCUAAAUUACUGGAAGCUCGAGACACCGACCCAGUACCGUCAGCGUGCGCAGAAAGAAGAAGCGACAACUUACAAAGUGGACUACACCAGGUGGUUGUGCUACUGCCACGUCCCGCAGAGCAACGACAGCCUGCCCCGCUACGAGACCACCCAGGUGUUCGGCCGGAACUUGCUCAAAUCCAUCUUCACCGUCACCCGACGACAGCUGCUGGAGAAGUUCAGAGUGGAGAAGGACAAACUGCUGCCGGAGAAACGCACGCUCAUCCUCACACACUUCCCCAAGUUUUUGUCAAUGCUGGAGGAGGAAAUCUAUGGUGAGAAUUCACCUAUUUGGGAGGCCGACUUCACCAUGCCGGCCUCAGACGGCACUCAGAUGGGACAUCAGACAGGGAUCAGUUCAGCUUCAGUCUCUGGCUCUUCUGCUUUGUCCAAAUGUCUGAGCAGCAGCUCAACUCUGGGYAGCAUGGACACCGGAGCCGUAGAGCCCAUCUCAGGGGAAAAACGCAAACUGCCGGAGGCUUUGACUCUAGAAGAUGCGAAGCGGAUUCGCGUGAUGGGAGACAUUCCCAUGGAGCUGGUUAACGAAGUCAUGAUGACUAUCACUGACCCCGCUGCUAUGCUCGGACCAGAGACUAAUUUGCUGACACCCAACGCUGCACGAGAUGAGACUGCCAGGCUGGAGGAGAGACGGGGCAUCAUAGAGUUCCACGUCAUCGGAAACUCCCUCUCCCAGAAGUCSAACAAGAAGAUCCUGAUGUGGUUGGUGGGCCUCCAGAACGUCUUUUCUCAYCAGUUACCUCGCAUGCCCAAAGAGUACAUCACCCGGCUGGUGUUCGACCCGAAGCACAAAACCCUCGCCCUCAUUAAAGACGGCCGUGUCAUCGGAGGCAUCUGUUUUAGGAUGUUUCCCACUCAGGGCUUCACCGAGAUCGUCUUCUGCGCCGUCACAUCCAAUGAGCAAGUUAAGGGUUACGGCACCCACCUGAUGAACCACCUGAAGGAGUACCACAUUAAACACAACAUUCUUUAUUUCCUCACGUACGCUGACGAGUAUGCCAUCGGCUACUUCAAGAAGCAGGGAUUUUCCAAAGACAUUAAAGUGCCCAAGAGUCGAUAUCUGGGGUACAUCAAAGACUACGAAGGAGCGACCCUCAUGGAGUGUGAGCUGAACCCGAGAAUCCCUUACACCGAGCUGUCUCACAUCAUUAAGAGACAGAAGGAGAUUAUUAAGAAGCUGAUUGAGAAAAAACAGAAUCAGAUCAGGAAGGUUUACCCGGGUCUCACCUGCUUCAAAGAAGGAGUCCGGCAGAUCCCAGUAGAGAGCAUCCCAGGAAUAAGAGAGACGGGCUGGAAACCCACUAACAAAGAUAAAGGGAAGGAAGUAAAGGACCCUGAUGUUCUGUACAAUAUGCUGAAGAACCUUCUGGCUCAAAUAAAGACUCAUCCUGAUGCCUGGCCUUUCAUGGAGCCSGUGAAGAAAUCUGAAGCUCCUGAUUACUACGAGAUCAUCCGCUUUCCCAUCGACUUGAAGACCAUGACGGAAAGGCUCAAGAACCGGUACUACGUAACCAAGAAGCUUUUCAUUGCGGACCUGCAGCGAAUCAUCAGCAACUGUCGCGAGUACAACCCUCCGGACAGCGAGUACUGCAAGUGUGCCAACACUCUGGAGAAGUUCUUCUACUUCAAGCUAAAAGAUGGAGGCCUGAUUGAGAAAUGAGCAAGUAGAAGCAGAUCACAAGGAAAAUAUUAUAAGCUGUUGCCAUCGGGUCAGUAACAUUAAAAAAAAAAAAAAGUUGAGGCUUUGGAAAAGAAACAAAUCAGAGCCAGCUGAGCAUCACAAGUGUCGUUAAGACGCCCGUUUAAGCCAUUUCCUGAGUUUUAUUUGUUUAACUUGGUGAAAGAAGAACCUGCRAUGUACAUGCUUCACUGAAACAAACCAAAGUUACAGGAAAAAGUUAUAAAACUGCUUCGCUAUCCCCAUAUAUUUAUUCUAUAACCGAUCCCGUCGUGUCGUUUUGGACGAUGGUUUAUUCCCAUUUUUAAGCGUAAAUUGCGCCACAGGAGCCAGUUUAUCCUUCGUUGUCCUCCAGGAAAAUGAAGCGGACCUCGGGACCUAAAGCCACAUUGCCUUCUGUUACUGACAGACCCUUGAACAUCCCAGCUGAGCGUGAAGAGCGGUGAAGGCCAGAGCUGGACCGUACUCGGAGUCGAUGGGUGAGAAACAUUUAAUUUGUGUGGAAGUAUCAGAUGAAAAACAGUUUUUUUAUUUUAUUUUUUUGGUUCGUUUGUAGAUUUAUUUGCACCGUUUGUCAAGAAAAUGGGAAGCUUGUUUUGGUUUCGAUGUCACUUUCAGCACCGUUUAAUCCUGUGUGCCAAGCUAAACAAGCUGUUAGUCAACACAAACAAAAAAAACACAUUUCUGUUUGCUUGAAGCAUAAAUUAUUCAUAUAAAGUAUAAAACUGUUGAAGCAACAUUCCACUGGCUCUGUAUUGUUCCAAAUCACUUCAGAGAACGUCUCUAACUGUAGCUUGUUUUCUGCUUAACAGCAUUAGUUUUUUAUUGACACCUCUUUUUUUUUUUACACUUAAUAGUUUUGUGUUGGUGAGAAGAAACAGACCAGUUGUAUUUUGGAUUUUAGUUUGUGGACAGACGUUAUUUAUCUUCAAACAGGUUGAAGUGGAUGUGAAUGCAUGACAGUUUACAUUUCUUUUACUUGUUAUGUUCAAUUUUUUUUUGACAAAGUGCUUCCUUAGAUGCAUCCACUUAUUUCAGGGGAGUUAUUUUGGAAUGCCGAUUGGUCCAGCUGAAUGUUUCUUUGAAUCUGUGCAAAUUAAUUUGUUUUAUACUGUGUUUAAAUGACAGAGUUUUGAUUGAAGUGAUGUCAGUGUUGCAUUAUUCAGGGUUAUAAAUAACAGAUUUCACCCUAAAUCCACCUAUGCUGCAUUUCAGAUUUUUUUUGAAAGGCCAGAUUGAGUGAAGCUUCUUGCUGUUGGGUUGAACUUCCUUCACUGUAAUCCUGUUCAUGAAAAUAAAGAUGUUUUUUUAAUAUAUAAA